AUGGAAGGGAUGAGGAUGCUGAAGUCCUCUCAAAUCGAACACAUCUGCAUCAAAAACUUCAAAUCCAUGGGUCUCGAUUUAUAUCCUGAUCAGCCGUGUGGAAAACUCCCGAUUCUAGGGAAUUUUACCUCACUCAAGUUCUCCCCGGUUGCCCCCACCACCGUAGAAAUAUCCCUCAAACUUCACACCCUUCUCCAAACACUGAUUGAUUCUGCACCGAAUUUGUCCUCGCUCAAACUCCGUUUCUACCCUGAUUUGACGGGGUGCAUAAACCUAAAACUUCUUAAAUUUAAUUAUGACAAAUUCUUCCAUGACGCUUGUCCUGAUUUGGACUUGCUCACUGUAACGGAGAUAUUGGCAAAGGUGAAGGAUUCCUUAAUCGAGUUGACGUUGCAACAUGAAGGUGCCGGAAAUUGGGAAUACACGCCAAAGUGUCAGGACGUCCCCGUUAUGUCAAAACUUACCACUCUCACCAUCUGGGCAGUACGUGCCUACCAAAUUCAUAAUUUCUUUGACGAAUACCAUCUUCCUAAACUUGAAAAGCUGACACUAAACUUAAUCCAUUUCGAGUCGUCAACUCUUCAAAUUUUGUGGAAACGACACCGAAGAGUUCAAACUCUCAGCCUAACAUUAGAUCAGACACGAAUAGAGGGCGAUUUCACGGGGAAGAUUGUUAAAAUGUAUCCUGCCGUAAAGAACUUUUAUCUAGUGGGGUGUGGUGGCCCCAAUCGGAUAACCAAUGACACUUACCGAAUGUUAGACCCGUUUCAAACGUGGGAUCUCGAACAGGUUAAAGUUCGCUUGUAUGGUAUGCGGGAGGCGUCAAUUCUAAUUUCAGUCCUCAAAAGCUUGUCUUGUUGGAAAGGCGUUAAACAUAUCAAAUUUAGGAUCACUAGAAUCCCAGAGCAAGACUUUUUUUGCCACCUUCAAGAUUUAAUCCUUCACAGCAAAGCGUUUAAAAGCGUGGAAAUAUAUGGCAAUGAGGUACCGGAAAUGCGGAAAAGAAUACAACCCAUAUUCGAAAGCAGUGGGGCUCCCAUUCACUUUUCUGGAGGAGUGAUUCCCAACCCCAACGUAAUCAAUUGUUAA
Molecule: messenger RNA, 1089 nt
Organism: Folsomia candida
Lineage: Eukaryota; Metazoa; Arthropoda; Collembola; Entomobryomorpha; Isotomidae
Exons: 4
Coding region: 1-1089 (362 amino acids)
Source: RefSeq, a predicted model, not a curated record